Messenger RNA from Hemiscyllium ocellatum (epaulette shark), 2154 nucleotides. Its product is annotated as TBC1 domain family member 22B-like. Gene Ontology annotation, biological process: activation of GTPase activity. The transcript has 13 exons. Lineage: Eukaryota; Metazoa; Chordata; Chondrichthyes; Orectolobiformes; Hemiscylliidae. The coding region runs from base 183 to 1706 and encodes 507 amino acids. Gene Ontology annotation, molecular function: GTPase activator activity. The record is from RefSeq and is a predicted model, not a curated record.
GCCCCGGACGCCAACAUGGCGGCGGCAGUAGCGGCAGCGUUUAGAAAUUAUUUGAGAUUUUAACCUUUCCGACCGGGGCGCGCCCGUCCUUCUGCACGGUAUUUUAAAAAAAAACCACCACCCGAAAAUUCCGUCAGCGCUCCGGUACUGUUAGGGGAAGGAAAAGAAGGGAAGGGGAGGUGAUGGCGAGCGACAGCAGGAGGCAGUUCUGGAAGCGGAACACCAAGGUUCCCGGAAGUAUACAACAAGUUUAUGGAGCUCAACAUCCCCCAUUUGAUCCCCGUCUACACAAAAAUUUACUUAAAGAAGGUUCCAAGAUGUACACACAGUCAAAAUCAAAAAGAGCUUCAAGUUUCCAUGAGUUUGCGAAAAGCACCAGUGAUGCUUGGGACAUUGGGGAUGAUGAAGAGGAAGAGUGCAUGUCUUUUGCUUCCCAAAGCCUUAAUUCAAAAGUUGCAAUGGCAACAGCUGCUCAGGUCAUUCAGAACCACAAUAAAUUGAAGGAACCUCCUGGAGAGAAAAUGCAGCAAUCUGAAUCGUUUGAUGAGAUUAAAAGGAAUGGCAAGGUGGUCAAGUCGAACAGCGAAGUACAACUGUCAGUGUCUUCAGGUGGCUCUUUAGGCAGAGUAACACUCCAAAAACAACAGUCACUCCCUUCACGGCCUGUUAUUCCAUUAGUGGCACGAAUUUCAGAUCAGAAUGCAUCUGGGGUACCGCCAAUGACAAUAAGAGAAAAAUCACGUCAUGAAAAGUUCAAACAGCUUUUAAGCAGUGCAAACACAGAUUUAGAAGAACUAAGAAAAUAUAGUUGGUCAGGUGUUCCAAGAGAAGUUCGUUCUGUCACGUGGCGACUGUUGUCGGGUUAUCUACCUGCAAAUAUGGAGAGAAGGGAAAUCACUUUACAGCGAAAACGGGAAGAGUAUUUUGGGUUCAUUGAACAAUAUUAUGAUUCCAGAAAUGAAGAACAUCACCAGGAUACAUAUCGACAAAUUCACAUUGACAUUCCCAGAACUAAUCCCUUGAUUCCCCUCUUUCAACAACCUUCUGUUCAAGAGAUCUUCGAGCGGAUUCUAUUCAUAUGGGCUAUUCGACAUCCGGCAAGUGGUUAUGUUCAAGGAAUUAAUGAUCUGGUCACUCCUUUCUUUGUAGUGUUCCUUUCAGAACAUGUGGAGGAAGAUGUAGAAAAUUUUGAUGUAACAAACCUGUCGGAGACAGUACAGCGGAAUAUAGAAGCUGAUAGUUUCUGGUGUAUGAGCAAACUAUUGGAUGGCAUACAGGAUAAUUACACUUUUGCACAACCAGGGAUUCAAAAGAAAGUCAAAGCACUUGAAGAACUCAUUAGCCGAAUUGAUGAGCAAGUGCACAUUCAUUUCAGAAAAUACGAAGUAGAGUACCUGCAAUUUGCAUUCCGGUGGAUGAAUAAUUUGUUGAUGAGGGAGCUGCCUCUCCGAUGCACCAUCCGACUCUGGGACACAUACCAGUCAGAGCCAGAGGGAUUUUCUCACUUUCACUUGUAUGUCUGUGCUGCUUUCCUUAUUAAAUGGAGAAAGGAAAUUUUGGAAGAAGAUGACUUUCAAGGUCUGCUGAUGUUGUUGCAGAAUUUACCUACAAUCCACUGGGGUAAUGAAGAAGUUGGUCUUCUCCUUGCGGAAGCGUACAGGCUUAAGUACAUGUUUGCAGAUGCACCUAAUCACUACAGACGAUAAGUGGUUAGAAGAAGUGUUGAGAGCUGAAUUUAAACUCUUUUCAGUCUUUCAAGUCAGGUGGCCAUCAGCUCUACUGACCGAGGCAGCAAAUGGUCCAACUACUUUGGAAGUAGUUUCUAAUUACUUGAAGCUUUUCUUAAGCUAUUAUUGUAAUAUACUAAAUUGAAAGUGGACUGAGAGCUCCCUCAGUUUGCUCUUCUUGGAGCCUUGCUAAAUCUUUGAUACUAGGUUAUAUAUAAUUCUUAGAAAGAAAGAUUUAAAAGGAAUUAUAUUGUAUGUUUCUGUAUAAUAGUUAAAAUGUGUGUCCUUAAUUUGAACUACUGUGAGCUUAUACUUAGGAAGUUGCUUAAGUGUUUGGAUAUAGUGUGCAAAAGAGAGACUGGUUAAAUUUUCCUCAUUUUUCAACAUAACUGGCAUCCAAUUUCUUGUAGUAGAUGAUGCAUUCACA